UGCAGGCGGCGGUGGCGGCUUCGUUGCCGGCGUCUGGGGCUGCGCUGGAGAAGAAGAUGAAGACGGGCGACCAGGAGCGGCGGCGGCGGCGGCGGAGGUGAGGCUGAGGACGAGGCGGGCUGUGCUUUCCCGGCCGACGGAAUGGCUCACGCCGGAGCUGCGGGCAGCGACGAGCCUUUCCCGGGUCCGUCCAGCAGCAGAGAUUUCUCCGGGCAGGGAUGCGGCGAGGGCAUCGUGGUGGUGCGGGACGCCCUGUCGCUGGAGGAGAUCCUGCGGCUCUACAACCAGCCCAUCAACGAGGAGCAGGCGUGGGCCGUUUGCUACCAGUGUUGCGGCUCCCUCCGCGCUCGGCUUCGCCGCAGGGAGCCCCCGGGCGGCAGGGUGGACAGCCCGGCGGACAUUCGCAUCUGGAAGGAUGGAGCCGUCACCCUGGAUUGCGACGCCAGCGGCCGGAGCCCUCCGGGAGCAGGUAAAUCAGAACAUUCACAGUGUUCAGAAACAGAGGUGAUCGAAUCCUUAGGAAUUAUUAUUUAUAAAGCUCUGGACUAUGGCUUGAAGGAGAAUGAAGAGAGAGAGCUAAGCCCUCCCUUGGAACAGCUUAUUGAUCACAUGACUAAUACAGUAGAAGCAGAUGGGAGCAAAGACGAAGGCUAUGAGGCUCUGGAUGAAGGUGUGGAAGAUGAAAAUGAUAAAGAGGAUGUUGAAGUUAUACAGUCUUAUCGGGAUGUCAUGAAGCUGUGUGCUGUUCAUCUACCAACCAGAUCAGAUGCACCAAAUCAUUAUCAAGCGGUAUGUCGGGCUCUGUUUGCAGAAACAAUGGAGCUGUACACAUUCUUGGCCAGAAUUAAAAGUGCUAAAGAGAAUUUGAAGAAGAUUCAGGAAAUGGAUAGAGAAGGGAGUGAUGAAUCCAGCACAGAUCUUGAUGAGUUAAAAAAUGCUGAUUGGGCUCGAUUUUGGGUUCAGGUGAUGCGAGAUUUGCGCAACGGAGUGAAACUGAAGAAAGUUCAAGAACGUCAGUUUAACCCUCUUCCUAUAGAAUAUCAGCUCACUCCAUAUGAGAUGCUGAUGGAUGAUAUUCGGUCAAGACGCUAUACUUUAAGGAAGGUUAUGGUCAAUGGAGAUAUACCUCCACGAUUAAAAAAGAGUGCCCAUGAAAUAAUAUUGGACUUCAUCCGAUCUAGACCUCCGUUAAAUCCAGCUUCUGCAAGAAAACUGAAACCAACCCCACCACGACCACGUAGCCUCCACGAAAGAAUACUGGAAGAAAUAAAAUCUGAAAGAAAGCUGAGACCAGUCUCUCCUGAUGAAAUCCGGCGUAGCAGACUAGCAAUCCGGCCUCUUAGCAUGUCUUACAGUUUUGACUUGUCAGAUGCAUCCACACCAGAGACUUCCAGAAAAGCAUCAGAAAGUUGUGUACUGAAUGGCAGCUUGGCACCUGAAGCAAAUGUGAAUGGCAUUGGCACUGCUCAGUUGGCAGUGCAACGGAAGAGAUUAUUGAAAGCUCCCACUUUGGCAGAACUGGAUAGCUCAGAUUCAGAGGAAGAGACUGUACCCAAAUCAGCUAGUAGCAGUAGCAUAUCUCCGUCUCAAAUGGAAGAUACGUUUCCAGAAUCCACAAGGAAAAAGGUGCCUCCGAAAUUCCUGCCAAUAUCGUCCACACCACAGCCAGAGAGGAGGCAACCACCUCAGAGGCGACACUCCAUUGAAAAAGAAACGCCAACCAAUGUACGACAAUUCCUGCCACCUACAAAACAGAACUCCAGGUCUCUUGUUCCCAGGAUAACAAGUUUCUUUCCAAGGAUGAUGUUCAAAACACAAUUUUCAACCAUAUAUACUGCCUCUCAUCUUAGCUCCCAUCUUUUUGAAGUAGCCCUGUUUGGGGUGGUGAGAACUAUAUAUUUUCUGUUUGAGAAAGCUUUUAACAACAAGUGGAUACCCCAAAAGGAAGAGUUUUGUUACCCAGUAGAAUGCCUGGCUCUCACAGUGGAGGAAGUAAUGCACAUCCGCCAAGUGCUAGUGAAGGCAGAACUAGAGAAGUAUCAGCAGUAUAAAGAUGUCUAUACUGCCCUCAAGAAAGGAAAGCUCUGUUUUUGUUGCCGAACACGGAGGUUUUCUUUCUUCACCUGGUCCUAUACCUGUCAGUUUUGUAAAAGGCCAGUAUGCUCACAUUGUUGUAAAAAGAUGCGCCUGCCAUCAAAACCAUAUUCUACUCUUCCUAUCUUUUCUCUGGGGCCUUCUGCUUUGCAGAGAGGAGAGAGUUUUAUGAGGCCAGAUAAACCUUCCACGAGCCAUCACCGGUCAUUAAGAGGCAUAUCCAGGUUGUCCUCAAAGGCCAAAUCUGUAGAUAAAUCUGACGAAGAAGCCCUGUUUCCAAAAGAGCUAAUGGAGGACUGGAGCACCAUGGAGGUGUGUGUGGACUGCAAGAAGUUCAUUUCAGAAAUAAUCAAUUCAAGCCGCCGCAGUCUCUCCCUGGCUAACAAGCGAGCCAGGUUAAAAAGGAAAACCCAGUCAUUCUACGUGUCAUCCCCGGGAACCUCGGAGUACUGCCCUUCUGAGAGAACUAUCAAUGAGAUCUGAGCCUUGUGCCUUUCUCUUUGUGUUGUUUUCACAAGGUCCUGAGAGAACUCAUCGAAACGAGCUUGUUUUUCCUUUCCUUUGUUCUGACAGCUUACAUUUGCAUUAGGUCACUGAGUUCACAACUUCAUUAUUUACAGGGGGGGAAAAUCUGAAAUUAGGCUAUGCAGCAGAACAGCCAAUAAAUUUGUUUGCACUGAAAGAAAAGAAUUAGAAAUCGUUGCCUUUGCGAAUGUGCGCAAUGUACAAAGAGAGCCUUUAUUAUUUUUUCCCUUGUAUUCAUUCCUUGAUUCAUUUUCAGAGUCAAAACUAUAUACUGAGAGAUGAACCAUAUCUAAAAAAGGUGAUAGCAUUAGUUUGGCUGUAACCGUCAAACAAUGUUGGCAACUGAUUUCCAAUUAAUAUAAUUUAUGUUGUUCUCUGUGGCACACAGGCCUAUGUUUUACAGGAAAAAAUGGAGGUAACCGCUGUUAAUGCCUAAUGAUAUAGCACAAAGUUUAAAAUAAUUUACUGAUGUGCUCAGAAGGGUUGACUGUAGUCCGAAUGACAGAUUUUACAAUAUCUGGGUUCAGUAAUACAAUGCUGAAUAAGCUAAAAGACUGGCUAGAUCACAUUUUCCAUCAGCUGCUGCUGUUUUAAGUCCCAAUAUAAUGGUUAGUGUGUUUCAGUCUAAGUAACUGUCCUUUCUUCCCUAUCUUGAAUGUAUUCUGAAUGUUAAUUGUAGUCAUAGCUGUAGCUUUUAGAAUUGUGCAAAAUUAUAUUGUUUAUGGGGAAGGUGCAAGAGAAGUGCAACUUUUUAAUAUUAAUGAGUUUUUAUAAAGAAUAAAACAUUCUCUGGGUGACAACCCUGAGAAAGUAGCUAAUAAUGUAUAUGUGUAUUAUAGUUGAACGUAUAUGUACUGCUAUAACCAAGAGUCUGGAGAACGUACUCAUUGUAUAUCCCAUUUUUACAGGGGUUUGUAUUUUGGCUGUAAAAAAAUUUUAUAACCUGCAAAAUUUGAGACAGUGGUGUUCUCAGACUGGAAAGUUUUUUGUUGCCGUUUUCUUCCUAACAAGGGUUUGAAGAAACACUGUCUUCUUGUUUUGAAGUUCCAGUAACGUUACCAAACAUCACAUUUUUGCACUCUUUUGUAUUCAAAUUUUUAAACCUAAACAAAACUGGAGUGUAGUGUGUAGCAUGGAGAUGGAUUAUUUUUGUAUUUAUAACAGCUAAGUUAUAAAUAUUCACAAAUCAUCCAGUAGAUAUGAACGAGACUUUUCAUAAGGUUCUUAAUGACAGCACCCAUAUUUAAUAUCGAAAUAGAUGUGAUAUCUCAGCACACUUCCAAAAUAGGCAAAAUCUACUUAAAUGCUAUCUCAAAAUAUACAUGAAGACUAAUUCAUACCUUUAAAAAAAGUAUGGGCCAAGAGAUUCUAAUAUUACUAUUAAUAGACAAGAUUUAUUGCUCUGAUGCUGCUGCAAUAUUAUACCAGCUUCAAACUAGAUAAGUCAACAUUGAGGUCUUAAGAUGUGCUCCCCAGUUUCGUUACCUUUAAGCAAUUCAUUCAAGACAUAUUAUUACUCCGGUGCAAUUAAAUAGAAACUGCAGGUUGUGCCUGCUCUAGAGAUCAACUUGGAAAAUGGUGCUCUUUUAGAAUUUGAAAGCUUUUCUUCUCUGAAAGACUAAACAUGUAAAAUGCCCCAACAGUGCUACAGUUUUAUAGGGAAAGCCAUGAUAGUCCCACCAGUUUAAAACGAGUUUAUAUUUUAGUGUCGACAUAGCCUUAAAGAGGACUGUCAUUGAAUUCAAACUCUUUCUAAUGUUUCAGCGCAAUCCACCGAUUUUCAUGGCCCUUGACUAAAAUUGUUGUUGGAAUGAAUGAUUUGUGAAUAGCAUUGAAGUUAUUUAAUCCAUUUUUUUGUUAUUUUUGGAAGUGGCCAGAUCACUUCAAGGUAAUAGAUUUUCUGGACUAACAGUUAAUUUUACUAAACUGUUAUUUGAGAGCUGAUAUCUGGUAUAUCGCCACAUAUUUAAAAUCAGCGGCAUUACAUGUUAAUUACGAAGACAAAUUGAAUUUCAUCUUAUGAAUGGACUAGUUGGCUCUCCUUUUGGUGUGUUAGAAGAAAGGCUAGACCUUUAAACAAUUUGAAAAAUUAUGAUAGCUCAAGUUUUUAAAUAACUUUUUACUUCCAAACUCCAUAAACAAUUGAGAAGUGUAAUUCAGGUGUCACAUUCUAACCCACAAAGGCAUUUGAAACUGCUUCUGAUGUUUCUGUGUGACUAGGAAAGGCAUUAAAUGUAAAUAGGGAUUAAAGCAAUUUCCUGCAGAAAUACUUAAAGGGCUUUUGAAGGAAGAACUCUGUCUUCCCAUCUUUUUUACUAAAUAAUUUUUUACACAGCCCAUGGUAUCUUUUGAUUAUUAUACUACAUGUUUGCUUUUGUGGUUCCACAGACCCCAAGAAAACACUGAGAGUGGAUUGCCUGCUCCAAAUUGGGAAAUCCCUGGAGGUUUGGGGGUAAAAUAUAAGGAGGGAGCUCAGAAUGGAUGUGAUGUCAUAGAGGCCACUCUCUGAAGCUGCCAUUUUCUCCAGGAGCUCCCUUGUAAUUCUGGGAGCUUCCCAGGACCUGUAAAUUGGCAACCUUAGGGAAAACAUAGCCCUAGCCUUUAAUCUGGCAAAAGACACUUUAGUCAGUUCUGUGAUGUUGCUGCCUUUCUUCAUUUUGAAGCCCAAAAGUGUCUAUCUGCUUCACUAUGUUCACAUCACCUUACUAUUAAUAUUCUAAAUUUGUUCAGAGUAUUCAGAAAUUGUCUUCUGCUUCUCUACUUUUUGCAAGCAUUUUUGGGCUUUACAGGCAGUUUAGACAGAUAAGACAGACUUGUAAAUAUCUGUAAUGUAUAUAAAGUUUAGAAUGCUUCCAUUUUUUAUGAGGUAGGAAUAGACCUUGUGAAGACUGGGAAAAUUUGAUAAAAAGAAAACCUACUGUUAACAUAAAAACUUUAAAUGUGGCAUUCCACAAUCUAUAGUAAUCUUUUGAGUUUUAAGAAGGAGAAAGGCUGCCUCAUGCAAUAAACUUGACAUCAUUGCAAUUUUAAAGCAUUUCGUUUUUCUGACAAUCUGGGAUGUGUCCAAAAUAUUGUAGAAGACAUUUACCCACUUCAGUGCUCUUAUGUACAUGAAAACUUGUGGGAAAUUCCCAGCUAUUCUUGCUUUGCCGAGGGUAGUAAGAUGCCCACUGCUACAGCCAGAUGUGUAGACAACCCAUACUCUGAUGCAUUCAUGGUGACAAUGUUUCUUUAUUCUUUUUCAAUGAAAUCAGUAAUUACCAGUGGGAAAUAAAAACACCAUUCUGUCAUA
Sphaerodactylus townsendi is the source of this 5911-nucleotide messenger RNA. RefSeq names its product spire type actin nucleation factor 1 (gene SPIRE1). Lineage: Eukaryota; Metazoa; Chordata; Lepidosauria; Squamata; Sphaerodactylidae. Gene Ontology annotation, biological process: actin filament polymerization; actin nucleation; Golgi vesicle transport. Gene Ontology annotation, molecular function: actin binding. The coding region runs from base 142 to 2577 and encodes 811 amino acids. Gene Ontology annotation, cellular component: cytoplasmic vesicle membrane; cell cortex. The transcript has 18 exons. The record is from RefSeq and is a predicted model, not a curated record.